This is a messenger RNA of Spirometra erinaceieuropaei, 2428 nucleotides long. The record is from the annotation of a GenBank genome assembly. NCBI's taxonomy places the organism in Eukaryota, Metazoa, Platyhelminthes, Cestoda, Diphyllobothriidea, Diphyllobothriidae.
AUGGGUUCGCCGAUUUCGGGAUUCAUCGCCGAGGCGGUCCUGCAACGGUUAGAGUCGCUGGUCUUCCAACACGACAGAACGAAAUUCUGGACCCGGUAUGUGGAUGAUACCUUCGUCGUCAUCGAACGGGAUCAGGUGUUGACACUCCAAGAACAUCUCAACGCCGUCUUCCCGGACAUUCAAUUUACGAUGGAGGAGGAAGAGAACAACCAGCUGGCCGUCCUGGAUGUCAUCGUAUGCCGCAAAGAUUGUGGUGGACUACAGACCAAACUGUUCAAUAAAGCGACAAAUACGAUGCAAGUACUGAACUUCAGCAGCAACCGCCCAAUCAGCCACAGGCGCAAUUUUGUAAGAACGCUCUAUCGGCGUGUCGAACCGCACUGCAGUGAGCCGGAAGACAAGAUUGCUGAACUACAAUACCUCCGACGGGUAUUCAAAGCCAAUGGCUACCCGCGCAACUUCGUCUACCGAUGCAUACGCAAAAUGACCGAAAUGUAUAACCGAAUGGACACCACAUUUUGGCGAGCACUUCCGUAUGUCAAAAACGUUUCGGAAGCUGUCGGCCGCCUUCUCGCACCACUUGGGGUUGGAGUUGCACACAGACCGGAGGCCACAAUCAGUCAUCAGGUAAUGAAACCGAAAGACCCGUUGCCACGGCCAGAAACGUCUGGAGUCGUUUAUCGGAUCUGGUGCAAUUGCGGACGACGAAACUUAGUCGGAGAAACCGGAAGACAGCUCCGAGCGAGAAUGGCUGAACAUGCUGCAGUGGUACGGAGAAAUGACGCCAGUUCCCAAGUUGCGGCUCAUUCGACGAGGCCGAAAUUCUCGCAAGAGGUGACAACAGCGUGAGCCGGGAGCUACUUGAAUCAUGGUUUACUGCCCCCCAGUCCAUUAACAAGUGCAAUGACCUUCCCCUUCCAUGCAUGGUGCUGAGACUUCGUCUAGGCGGAGUAAUUAGCCACGCGGGGAGCUCACAGGUGAACACUUCUCCCAACACCAGGAUUGAUGCGUCAGAUGGUCGAGCAAUCAUCACACCAACAUCCAACGCACGUGAUGAAAUUGUAGCAAUUAACAACGCGAACGUCGGCCAUCAAGCAAUUAACACACCACGUGCAACGAUCCCGGAUGAAGGGUAGAGCCCUGAAUGUUCACAGGAAUGCGGUAGCAUGGCGAAUACACCCUAGAAGUACUGCAGCCCCUGGUGCAUGAAUUACCCGUAUCUACUUUCGUCUCUGAUGAUGGCUUCGAGCAGCAACCCGAAACGUCAGGCUAAUAAAGCUCUUGUCCCGGCGAUCGUGUCUCCUUCUUCAAAGCCUGUCCUAGUGUUUAUUGUGAGGAAUGGGCGUUAAGUGCCAUGGGGUACGGUCGAUCUCACUCUCUUUCUCCUCCCACUCCCGGACAGCGGUCUACUGCCUAGGUCGUCCAGUCUUCUGAUGCGGCGUGACACGAGCCUCCGCCUAGGCGUGCCACCAACCCUUACCGCAGAUGAGGUAGUUUUCAUGGGUGCGCAGCCCAAAUAACGUCCGUCGCGUUCCACUCUGGUCCCCGUGUUGAUCCGGCGCAUCUACUGCGUAGUCUCUUUUCGGGGGCCUCUUAGUGUUUAAACCGACUCACUCACUGUCCCAUAAAUGUAUGAGUCUGCGUAGGAGAGGUGACCUUGAGUGGUCAUGUCAUUUUAAGAAGAACGCUUCAGAAACAAAAGGCGGCGGUGCGUUUCUGAGUCGAACUCUCCGCAGGUGAUUCAUUUGAACACAACUCGUACGAGGUGAUCGCUUUCUCUAAUCUUGAUGCUGACCAGUCGUCAGCCGACUCUCGUUCAGGGCACAUGCGAAUCUAUAAAUAAGUAAAAUCUCUGGAAUGGGCAGUCAAAAAUACUUUUGUUUACCUGAGCUCUUUUACAUGAAUCAUUCAAAAAAUGGGAAAGCACGAAAAUUGUUAAUUUUCAUAGUAGUUUUAUGUUAUUUCUCUCGCCUUACGACUGUUUUGGGCAGAUUUGGCGAUCCAGUCUUCACUACUCGUUUUAAACUUCCCCUUUUUGCUUCAAAGCAAUGCAAAUUGUCCACGCCUGAGGCGUGAAUUUAAUGCACUGUCCGACUUCUAACGAUGUUUCUCAGAAAUUUUAGAUCGGAGAAAUUUUGCCAAAGGACAUGGUUACUUUUUUCAUCAUCCCUUUCCUAACUUUAGCACUUGAUUAUUUCCCUAGAAAAGCAAAAGCGGUAUGUAGGAGGCUUUUAGGAUUCCAAUUGAAAUGAUUCUAAUUGAAAUAAGUGCGGACUGAUUUUGCAGGAGUCUUGAUCUCUCCUCGAUUUAGACAGCCAGUCAUAACUUGCGUUGCCCCACUACCAUCAUUAUUAUCAUCUUCGUCCUAUUCUCCUCCUCCUCCUCCUCCUCCUCCUCCUCCUCCUCCUCCUCCUCCUCGUCAUCAUAG